CUGUAUAUGUGUGAUCCAUUCUGUGAUCUAAUUGCUAGCUUGCAAUUAUUGUGAAUAUUGUAUUUUUCUUAAAUUACUUGAUCAAUUAAUUUUGUGUGAAAGUAGUAGAAAUAAAAUAUUUGAGAACGCUGUGUUCAUGUUUUUCUCCUAUUUGAAUAGUCAAAAUGUGGGACUCGCCAUACUUGACUUGUUUAGUCUUGUAUAUAUUUUCUUUUCAAAUUAUCGUCACUAAUUCUCGUACUUCAAAUAUUUGGAAACUAAAUGUGGACGAAGAUCAAAUUGUAGAUGGAUCUACAUUAUCCCAGGAUGACUCUGAUAAGCCAAAAAUGACCAAAGAAGACUCAAUUUUUAAUAUAAUUACGUCUACUGUUUACUAUGGUAACACUUGGACAAAACAUGGCUUUGAUAUGUUUUGUACAGACUGCCAAAUGUAUGAACAACAAAGAGCUGGCACAGAGAGUGGUGAUGAGACUACACCAACAGAAACAAACGGUGAUCCUGAUGAUGAAUAUUUAGACUGUGGAAAAGCUGUGAACUUUACAUAUUAUGACAAUUUGGUUGGUGUAGCAAGACGACACAGGCAUCCCAAUGUGCCUGAACCACAGGUUGCUCUCAUAUUUACAAAGAAAAAAUCAUACAAAAAUGGUGUGACAGAGCUAGAUAUAAAUGCACUUGAAAAACGACUGAAAAAAGCCAAGAGAGAAAAACCAAAGUCUGUACAAUUGUACAAUCAGAUAGGCAAUUUCUGGAGAAUUAAAGGAGACACUCGACAGUCAAUUGAGUGUUUCAGACGUGCCCUUGCAGUGUCGCCUUAUAAUGCCGAAGUGCUGCUGAACUUGGCACGAGUACUGUUCACACUGCAAUAUCUUGACGACGCCAUCUACCUGACGCGGCGUUCAUUGGAAGUACAACCACCUGACCGCAGUGCGUGGCAACAGUAUUUCACUCUUGGAGAAAUAUUAAAAGCAUAUGGACAUUACCAGGAAGCUGCUGUGCAUCUGAGACACACUCUCGACUUGAGACCAGAUUUUGAACCAGCACUGGCAGCUUUGAAAGAUAUCGAGAACAUACCAGAAGCAUCGGUUCACGUUUAUACGCUUCUAAUUAUUGUUUGUUUGGUGAUGGGAGUACUCCUAGUAAUUCUGUCUUCAGUGGACAGUGGUGGUGAUGUAGAAGAACACAAGACCCAACGUCACUUCAACAGGGCGAUGGCUAUGCGUUCCCUGCGCGGGGUCGCGCUCCCCGGCUCGCGCGGACGCAAAAAAGGAGGCUCGUAAACACAACGGCGUAUCUCAUGCGAUUGGCCUGAGUUUGCUAUCUCUAGUUGAGUAUUCCUAGUCCAUCGAAUUUUACCCAAUUUUUUUACAAGCUCUUUCUUAAUUUGUCAUAAUCUUAUGCUUGACGGUGUUUCUUUAUCAGACAGCUCAAUCUUCACGUCUUAUAAAUUGCUAGAAGUUUUACAUGUUAUGUGAUUACAUUAUUUGAUAACUGAAUUAUCUCUCAAUAAAACCAUAAUUCUAGGCACUUAGAAACAUCAAGAGCCUUACUAAUCCAGUAUUAUAUUUUACAUUUGCUAACCUUGAAAAAUCAAAAAUUGUACCUUUAUACUUUGAUAGGUUGUGAUUUCAAUAUUAUUUUUGAGAGAUUUCAAACUCAGGCAUGCCAUUGCGAAAUUAUUACAUUUUCUCGCAUAAAAAAAAAAAUUACGAGUGAUAUCGAUAAAAAUGUUUAUUUAUAAUAUUGCUAUUGAUAUGCGUGCAGAAAAGAAAACUGAUAGAUACAUUGUGGCACUGUUCUGUUACAUCCAUCUUUAUAAACAGAUAAUACUAUAAUAUAAAAUUGUUUUAUAAGCUAACAGAGUAAAAUUUUAUUUCCAAGCUCUAAAAUGUUACUUUAUUAGAGAAGAAGAAUAGUUAAAAGUUGAUAAUUAAUUACUUUUCAUAUAUUGACUUAAUGUUUUCCGACAUCAUUUGACAUGAUACGCAUUUAGAUAAUAAUAAUAAUAAUCUAAAAUUAAUGUUUGAUUAAUGAAUAGUUUAUGAUACUAUGCCAAAUUGAAAGUUAUUUUAAUAGUUUAACCAUAAGCAAAGAAAGAAAUAUAAAUUCAAAAAUAUAGCAGUGUAGAUUAUUAUUUCAUGCAGUCAUAGGAGACUAUCAUACUGCUUCAUGUGGGUGUAGACAGGAGAACCGACAGCUUCUAUACUUUAAAUACUUAUCUCUGUUAGCUUAUCAAUAUUCCUUGUGUUGUGAAAUGUAACUAACUUGAUGCUAUGACAAAAUAUUAAUCGUUGGUUGUGUUUAUUAUAUUUACUUUAUGGAUGUCAUGGAACAGUACUGUCAAUCAGAGGCUAAAAUGUACAAAAAUUAUCGUUAUGUAAAAGUGACCAAUGCGGUCUUGCCAUGUUUAAUUUGAUCUCUGCUUUGUAGUCUUCAUCACCUCAUAGGCGUUAUCUAAUGUGGUGUUUCCUUAGCCAUUUGGAAAACGUAAUAUUAUCGCUUUUCCAUUAUAUUUAAAUUUUACAAUUGGUCUACAAUAAUAAAUUAAAUCCGCUCCGUUUAAUAUAUUUGUAAGAUAAGAUUAUUCUCAUUUUAACAGAAAAUGCUUUUCGUAAGCAAUAAUAGUUAAAAAAAUAUACUAUUUGUAACUAGUUUAUAGUAUUUUAAUAAUGAGGAAGCCUGAAUUUCUUGUAAUUAAAAAUGUGGGUAACGUCAAAUAAUAGAAAACUGCUAAAUACACAAGACCUGCGAUAUUAGACAGGAGUCAGGAAUACAUUCAGUUGAAGCGUCCAUGUCAGCCUCGCAAUGAGAGUAUCACUUUUGCAACCUAGUCAUUCACUUAGACAAGUUUGGUCCGCGCAGUGGCGGGACCCGGUGUGUAAUUCGUAUAGUAGUGCAUGCAAAGUAAACUUGUUAAGUGUUCGUAGUAUCUAAGGAUUUAAAAGGAGGAGAAAGUCUUAAAUUCUGAGAUUGGUAAACAUGUACCUGUUUUCAGUGGUUCUUUUGUUAAUUUUUGACUAUUUAUAACUUAAUACAUGAUUGUCUUAGCAUCUA
This is a messenger RNA of Galleria mellonella (greater wax moth), 3051 nucleotides long. RefSeq lists its product as uncharacterized. The record is from RefSeq and is a predicted model, not a curated record. The transcript has 7 exons. The coding region runs from base 165 to 1277 and encodes 370 amino acids. Gene Ontology annotation, molecular function: protein binding. Gene Ontology annotation, cellular component: cytoplasm; actin cytoskeleton. NCBI's taxonomy places the organism in Eukaryota, Metazoa, Arthropoda, Insecta, Lepidoptera, Pyralidae. Gene Ontology annotation, biological process: actin filament polymerization.